AUGCUGGAUACAACGGUCGUUGAGCCCUCCUGCGAAGUUGAAGCGCGUGUGCUUGGAACUAUCCCACUAGAGCUACCUCCAGGUGAUGAGCUGUCCCGCAAGCUGUUCAGAUUUGAAGCUGAAGUCCACCCUCCAUCACUUGAGGUACUGCCCGGCAUCAUCGACCCCGAGGUACUGGUGAGCACGUCUGAUGUCAGGCUAGCUGUUUCACUCUUGCCUAGACUUCUCGACUGGCUCGACGACGAUACAACCAUGCUCGAGGAUGUUCCCCGGGAGUCUUCGCUGCUGGAUCGUGAGACUUCAAUCGAGUUUGAAGAAUUAGACUCGUCUUGUGACACUAUAUGGGAGGACUGUGAUCCGGGAGCCUGGGUUGUUGUUAUCAUUGGCGUUGUGACCUGGUUCGGUGAAGUAACAGCGCUAGAGCUUGCAACAGUGGAGGUCAGUGGAGGUGAAGCCAAGGCAGUCGAGAAGCUUGAGGUGGUGGAGCUGGCAAAACUGCUACUAAACGAUGCGGUCUGCUGUGUGGCAGUCGAACUGAGGCUUGGUAGACUUGAGCUGGUGCUGAUGUUGGAUGUUUGCUGUGCUGUCGACGAAGCAGAGAAACUGCUGCUCGACGAUGAAACAGAAGAACCACUGCUGGUGCUGGUGCUGGUGCUACCACUGCUGGUGCUGGUGCUGGUGCUACCACUGCUGGUGCUGGUAGUGCUGGUGCUGGUGGUGCUGGUGGUGCUGCUGGAUAGGGAUGAGCUGUUGGAUGGAGGUGAGCUGCUACUGCUAGUCGAUGACGAAAUAAGUGAGCUGCUGCUGGAAUGGCUCGGAAAAGAUGAGCUGAAUUGGGUCGUUACUGUCCUGGAACUCGCCGUCGUCGAUGAAGAUAUCCCCGUGCUGGAAGGCAGAGAGCUUCCACCACUUCCAACUUGCGCCGAAGUGGCCAAAGAAGUUGUUGUCAAGGACGAAGAGGUGGUUGUUGUCUUUGUAGAUGUCCUUGACGCUGCAGCAGCUGCUGCGGCCGAUGAGCUGGAUAGAAAGUUGCAGUACGAUGCUGACGAGGUCAGGCAGGUACAGGCGCUGGAGAUCUGA
Molecule: messenger RNA, 1080 nt
Organism: Diaporthe amygdali
Lineage: Eukaryota; Fungi; Ascomycota; Sordariomycetes; Diaporthales; Diaporthaceae
Exons: 2
Coding region: 1-1080 (359 amino acids)
Source: RefSeq, a predicted model, not a curated record